Messenger RNA from Acytostelium subglobosum LB1, 1530 nucleotides. RefSeq lists its product as hypothetical. Gene Ontology annotation, cellular component: mitochondrion; cytosol. The record is from RefSeq and is a predicted model, not a curated record. Gene Ontology annotation, molecular function: RNA binding; tyrosine-tRNA ligase activity; ATP binding. The transcript has 4 exons. Lineage: Eukaryota; Evosea; Eumycetozoa; Acytosteliales; Acytosteliaceae. Gene Ontology annotation, biological process: tyrosyl-tRNA aminoacylation. The coding region runs from base 1 to 1530 and encodes 509 amino acids.
AUGUAUGUGUAUGUUAUGUGGACCUCGCGCUUUGACUUUGGUGAACUCGUCUUGUCCACGAACAUUGUGUCUGUGUCUCAUUCAUCGAUUCAAACAACAACAAUCGUAGUCACAGGCUCAAGAGUGUGUCGCAGCUACACGACCGCCACAUCCACCGCGACCUUGCCCAACAACAACAACAAUGUCAACAAUGUCAACAAUGUUAUAACAACAUUAAAGUCGAGAGGCUUUGUAUACCAGAUGACAGGAAAUGAGGAGGAGUUGAUAAAGCUCACAAGUCAACCAAUAGCGUUGUAUGCAGGCUUUGAUCCAACAGCAGACAGUCUACACAUUGGUAACUUGUUGAUGUUGAUGGCUUUGUUACACUUUCAACGCAGUGGACACAAGCCUGUAGCACUGCUCGGUGGUGCCACAGGCCUAAUAGGUGACCCCAGUGGUAAGUCCACUGAGCGUCCACAACUCGACACAUCAUUCGUCGUCGACAACACAUCACAUAUACGCGAGAACAUUGCAGCGAUACUUGGUAAUGACGCGACCAUUGUCAACAACAUUGAUUGGAGCAAGAACUUGUCAAUCAUUGAUUUCUUUAGGGAUACCGCGAGGUACUUUAGGGUCGGAUCGAUGCUGAGGAAGGACUUUGUAAACAAUCGUGUCGGUACUAUGAUUGAGCAGGACGGCAAGAAGCAUCUGGUGUUGAACGAUGAUGAGAGCAGUGGCACGGGCAUCAGUCUGCCAGAGUUCUGUUACUCACUGUUCCAAGCCAAUGACUAUGUUCAUCUUCACAAGACACAUGGAUGCGUCAUCCAGAUUGGAGGCUCGGAUCAGUGGGGCAACAUCACUGAUGGCUGCGAUCUCAUCAAGAAGAAGCUCAACAAGCAGGCAUAUGGCAUCACCAUCCCAUUGCUGACCAACAGCCAGGGCAAGAAGUUGGGCAAGAGUGAGGGCAACUCCAUUUGGCUGUCGCCUCAGAGGACCAGUCCCUACAACUUCUACCAAUACUUUAUCCAGAUUGCCGACGAGGAUGUUGAUAAGCUGCUCAAGUACUUCACCUUCCUCUCUUUGGAGGAGAUCGCUGCUGUGGUCAAGCAACACGCUGCUGAGCCACAUCUCAGACUGGGACAGAGGAAGCUUGCCGAGUGUGUCACAGAGUUGGUACAUGGCAGGAAGGGUCUGGACGAGGCCAUCAACACGACCAGUCUGUUGUUUGGCGACAAGCUUAUGACUGGUGGAUCAGAAAGUGAGACAAAGGAGAUUGGUCGACUGUUGAAUGGUGUCAACGCAAUCAAGAUGCCUCGAUCAAUGCACGUCGGCGGUGGGGACAAGCAAACAACAGUGCUCAAUCUGUUUGUUCAAGUGUCUGGCAUGUCAAAGAACCAAGCCAAACUCCUUCUCAAGAAUCAAUCGAUAUACAUUAAUGGCGAGCCUGUCAAGACAUUUGACCAGGUCAUCGAGCCAGGCGAUUUAAUAUGCAACGACUUUGUUCAUCUGCGAUCGGGCAAGAAGGCCUACUAUCUCAUAAAGUUCACCUAA